Molecule: messenger RNA, 44190 nt
Organism: Podarcis lilfordi (Lilford's wall lizard)
Lineage: Eukaryota; Metazoa; Chordata; Lepidosauria; Squamata; Lacertidae
Source: the annotation of a GenBank genome assembly
AUGCUCUUCGCGAGAGACGCUCCUGAGGGGGAACGGGCAGGGUUGGCCGGCGGUGAGUAGGCAUAAGUUGGUAGACCCCGUUGAAACUCCUCGGAGCGGGCCGGGGAGAGGGCCUUGCUUCAAGCUGGGCCGGGUCCUGAGCCCGCCUCGAAGCCGGGGAGCCAAGAGACCUCGGGGGGGGGGCGGGGGGUAGGGCGGCGCGUGACCCUGACUUUGAGGAGGGGUUUUUUGGGGCGGCGGGAUAAGCUCCCCCCUCCAAUUCCCUCGAAAUAUGGGCCCCUCCAUUUUCACUCACAUUUGGGGGGGGCAUUGUCCCCACCCCCGUCGUUUCAGGGCACCCCCCCCGUCUCCCCCCAAUAUCGUGUAAAUGCUCAACUAGACUCUUAAUCCCAUUCUCCCCCCCCCCAAUCCCGGUGUGGGCGCCUUUUUGUUGUUGUUGCUUUGUCACGCUACAGGUGUUAAAUGGGCACAGCAUAGCUGGAGAAUGCCGUUGUCACACACAGACACAUACCCACACCCCGAAACUGCAACAAAACACAUCCUUGUUGAAUAAUCUUAAGGACUCGGAUUCAUCAGAUGCAGAAAAGUGUUAUCAUUUUGUCAGGCAUGUUCAUAUGGGUUCCGGCAAAACAUUGGCUCUGUUGGUAUGGGCUAUUUCGUUAUCCUUGUUUGUAUAAAUUUGGGCUUUAGCAGGCCAGCUAUUGCUACUUAACAUUUUAAGGCCUCCUGCUGCCUGGACUUAACUUUUUAAAAUACCUCCCACAAUUGUAUAUGAGUGUGUGUGUGUGUGUGUGUGUUAUCUGGCAAGAAAAGAUCUUUGUGGCAUCUGAAAGCCUACUGCGGUCCACAAUGCUUAUGCGACAAUAAACCUGUUUUUAAGAUUCCAUAGAUCUCUUUUGCUCCAUUCUGAAGGAUCAUGCUUCUUUCAUUGUUCCCUGCUUCACGUUAUGCAUUACUAGAAAUGCCUGGUAACCUUUAGGAAUCUUAUAAUUUGAAAACCGUGGAUUAAGGCUGAAAUUCACUUCACUUUCUGCAUCUUUCUAAUAACAGAAGGCAGGGGUAUUUUGAAAUAAAGGCUGUUCAUCAUACUGUAUGGCAUUGGCUUUCAAACUAUUGUGCAGAUUGUUGAGUUAUUUACAAGUUUAUCAGGGUUUUCUCAAUGGGAAAAUGAGUAAUGGCAACCAGGGUUCCUUAAGUUUCUGCAAAGCAGGCUCUAGUCUUUUCCUGCAAGUAGAUCCACUGCCAGUGGGCUGCAGAAGGUGGGAAGGUUUUGCUCUUCCAUGCAAUGAAAUUUUAUCUCCCUCAUGAUUUGUAGCUGCAAGAGAGUAUCAUGUACAGUAUUCUCUAUUCAGAAAGAGCAAUAAUGAACACCUUGCUUCUGUGUGUGUGCACUCUGAAAUGUGUUGUGCAACUCCAGGAUCUUUUGGAUGAGUUUGAUCUCAGGUCUGAUUUAAGUUCUAAAAUUUCAUUCCCCUGACAGGGGGACCCAGUUUAUUUCCCCAGACCUUUCAGUGGGUUUUCAUACCAUCAACUGUGGUAUCUUUUUGAUUUAUUGUCUGGGUUCGGGACACUGUUUUACAGCGGUUCUGUUCCCACUUAAAAAACUGUAGUUUAAAUACAUUAUUGUCUUACAAUAUGCUAUAUAAACAGCUCAAAGAAAGUCGCCCUAGCAUAUAAAAUAGCUGCAUUUCUUGUUACUGUGUAGUCACAUCUACAUACACGUGCAAAGAAACACGAUGCCUCUAGUAUCCCUUUUCGAGAUUAAACUUGCAGAAAUUCUCUCACUGUAGUCCUAGUCACACUUAUCUGGAAACAAGUCCAACUGAACAUAGUGACAUAGUGGGGCUGACUACUGCAUUUUAUUAGUACAGUGGUACCUCGGGUUACAUACGCUUCAGGUUAGAGACUCCGCUAACCCAGAAAUAGUACCUCGGGUUAAGAACUUUGCUUCAGGAUGAGAACAGAAAUCGUGCAGUGGUGGCGCAGCGGUAGCAGGAGGCCCCAUUAGCUAAAGUGGUGCUUCAGGUUAAGAACAGUUUCAGGUUAAGAACAGCCCUCCAGAAUGAAUUAAGUUCUUAACCCAAAGUACCACUGUACUGGUUUUGUGGUUUUUGAAGGGACCCUGGAGAAACAUUUUUUUUUGAAGGGUUGUGGGAAAUCAGGUACUGUAUUUAUCAGGGUGUAAUUCAUUUCAAAUCCAUCUUAAACUAUAACUAGUAUUUCAAGUUGAGCAUUUUCUGAAGGCAUUAUUGACAAAUUACAGUAUCUUGAAUUCAGAAUUUAAAAAUUAAAGAAGUCUACCUGUAUUUAUUAUUACAGUACCAACUAGCUGCCUCUGUCCUCAUCUGACAUGUUGCUUAGCACACCCAUGCAAACUAGCUACAGUAUAGGCAUGAAUGGAAUCUCGUAUUCAAUAAUAUCCUUGACACAUAGGGAAAAAAUUCCGUUAGUUUUGGGUGACCUCAUAGUCUCGCUAGAUAUGCACCAAUUAAAUCAGUAUAUCUUCUCUGUAAUGUAAGUAAUAUAUAAUAUCACAUCUAAAAUACUGUAAAUAUUUAUGCAGUGCAAUUUGAUGUGGUUCAUUACAGGCCCAUGAAGAGCAGGGGGCAGAUGGGUGCACUUGUCUUGGGCCUUGGUGGGCUAAGCUGGCCAGGGGCCCUCACCAAGGGCCUACUGGACUUAUGCUGUCAUGCAAAGAACACCCUGAGCCUCCCAGCUGACUGGGGACUCUUGCUUCAGUCAAGCUCUGGAUUGGCCUGGUUCAUAAUGCCUGUCCAUGGACUGAAGCAUAGUUUGAAUGUCUAGAGAUCUUUGCCAUUGUAAUUUAGGAGUAGAUUCUAUUUUGCCAGUUUCCAUCAAACAUUAUACACCUUGUAUAAAAAGUCUUUUUGGUCAGGAGAGGUCCCCAUGAAAACUUCAGAAAGUUAGAUUCCUUCUAUGUAUAAAAACAACAGCCAUCUUCCAUUGAAUGCAGCUUCAAAUUUCAUGAAUUUAAACAGGGGAAAUGGUACAUUAGACAACUUUUGUAUUAUUUAGGCAAAGAGAAAAUGUUCCCCUGAGCUGUAUUUUAUUCUUAGUUAAAAUGUACUGAUUGCCUUUAUACAAUAAAAAGCAUGCAGAGGGUGAGCAAUUUAGUCUCAUCUGUUCCAACUAUCUACAGAAACCUAUCCUCUUUUUUAAAAAAUACUUGCUAGGAUAGCAGCUCAAUCGUAUCUCUUAAUAUUCAAUAAGGACAAGACUUCUGCUGGGCUUGAGAGAGGUUUGGCAAAGAGUCCUCUGCUCCCUGGAAAAUGCGGAUGAUGGUGGCUGCUGCAGGAGUUUUGCCAAGUGCUUCGCUUCUCUUAGUGCUGGGCUGAGCACCAUCAUCCACUGCUGCUGUGAGCCACCACUGUCCAGUGCUGCCUGCCUCACUGUCUGUCUCCCAUAGGGUUGCUAGGACUGUGAUGGGGCAGACUGUGAUGAUGGGAAGAGAAACUUCACAGCAACUUCUACCUUGGUUUCCCCAGAAUGCCUGUGGGCACAUGUGGGAGAGUAUCUUUGUAACAGAGUUAAAAGGAAAGAGAAAUCUGGGGCACACAUAAAAUGGCAUGUAAGAGACAAGUGACAAAUAAGAUCAAGAUACAGAAUUUAGAAGGAAGUUAAAUGACUCGCGUGUGAAGAGUUUUGAUUUACCAGUGUCAAAACAUUUUCAUAAAGCUGCUGAAUAAACUGUUAGACAGUAAAACGUCAUUCUUCAGUACAGUACAGUCCUAGUAUGAAAGGAGCUCUGAUGUAGGCGGAUUCAGCUCUGCUUGAGAUUAUGUCUGCUCCCUCCCACAGGUUCAACAAAGGAAGAGGUGUUGUGGCACCCUGUUGCAUUGCAAGUUAUGUUGCUUUCACACUAGCUUUUUUUCCUGGAAUGUUUCCUAAUACCAGCUGGAGUUGCUGAAUCAGGUUCCUCUUUUGAGUUUGGCUGCAGGAAAGCGAGUUGCUUUUCCUCAGCAAUCUUUCCCAAGACACUGUUUUCUGAGGAAGGACAGCAGAACAGCUCCAACUCCUGCUGUAUCACAAAGUGGGCUCCACUCUUCUUGCAAGUCAGACCACUGCCAUGGGGCUGGAAGAAGGUGGGAGGGUUUUGCUCUUCCUUACAAUGAAGCCUCCUCCUUCGUGACAGGUUCCCCAUCAGCUUGCUGUAAGAUGGAGCAUGUUAGAAUGCUUUCUUAUCGGCCCGUUUACUAGUUAAUUCCUGUGCUGCUGUUUGCAGGUGCGAAAUCCAUGCAACCAACAGGACAGGAAGUCAUAAGGCUAAGCAGGGGCAAUCUUGAGAAAGAUUGUUGCUUCCCCAUCCUUCUUGGAAGUUAACCAGUGGGCACACACAAGUAGGAACAGUGUGCUAAUGACAGCACUGCCAGAUCAUCCAACCCUGUACAGUUUUUCUGAUAUACAGGAGAAAUCAUGUGGGUGAAUUAUUAAUUACUGUGUUCCACUGAACAACCAACUGCUGUCUUGGAACCUAACUUUGCCAUUUACUAUGUGUAAGCAUGCACCUGACAUAAAAAGCUACAUCAAUUUGUAUUGGCACAAAACUGGCCUGAUUCGUGUAAUCAGAGAUUAUACACAUCAGGGAUGUAAAGAGCUUUUUAAAUGGACAAGAGUUGUUGUUUUUCUUUCAGUCUUCAUGGAUACUAGGGACUCAAAUCCGUUAACACAGUGGGACUUUUUUCUGAACAAAUAUACAUAGGAUUGUGCUGCAUGACUGACAGUGGAUCACAAAUAACUAGGUAUGGUUGAGCAGGCAGGCUUAUUCUUUUUUGAAAGCCUGUUGUAUCCGUUUAAAAGGAGGAAAAUCAACAUGUUCUUACAUACUUGAAAUCCAGGAUGUGAUUAAUGAGGGAAUAAGAAGACUGCUUGUGGCUUCUGUGUUAACAGCAGCUGAGGAUGCUUUCUGCUGGAAUAUAAUUUUGAAUAGCUACAUUAAAGCUUGUUUCUUAGUUAUUUCAGUGCAGCAGGAUUAAUUACUAAAACUAAAGUCUGAAUACUAUUUUGGAAGACUUUAAGUUUGCAACUAAAAAUGUUAUUCAGGAGAUGCAGUGAUGAUAGCUCUGUAGUACUGUAUUCUUGCUGGGCUGAUAAUGAGUUCUUUAACAGGGCUACAUAUUCUGCCUGCCCAAGACAGUCUGAUUUGCUAGUAGAUAAUGUAUUCUUCACUGUAGCAGAAUUACAUGAACAUAAAAUCUGGAUGCUGGUUUUAAUUGGCCUAAUCAUAUGGAGUAUGUUGUUGUAUUAGGGCAGAACAUGUGUCUGAUGCCCACCUAUGCAGCCCUAGUUUUGGGAAGUUUUGAAAAUGUCAUCAAUAUUCAAACUAUAAUUCCCUGCAAACGCACAAAAGGGAGGGCACUUUCUCUUUUAGAAUACAGCUACAUGGUUCCAUUGUUAAAGGUUUUAGUCUCCUGUUCUGAAGAAUGAUUAUGGCUGCUGUUCUGUAAUCAAGGAUUAGAGUCCUAAAAAUAAACCAAAACAAAGCUCUUAAAAUUUUGCAGGUACUACACUCCUUUUGUUGGAUCAGUAAAUCAGUGAAAAGAGAAUUGCUAUGGGCAUCAUGGGUAUAAUAAAGUGAUUGCUUUCAGUAUUGUUAGUACAGAAAAUGUAUGCAUAAUUUAAUUUUUAGAUUUUAAUUUUUUUACUUUAUGUAUCCUCAAAAGAUCAGAUAGGCAGGGCUUUUUUUUUAGCAGGAGCUCGGGCAAACUCAGUUCCUGCACUUCUCAGGUGGAUGCCGUUGCCGUUCUAAGAGAACGAGGGAGACGUUCAUGGUGAGUUCCGGCACCACUUUUUAUAGAAAAAUAGCACUGGAGAUAGGUAAUAACAGUUUGUCUCCAGAAUCUUCUGAUUAUCCCUUAAAAUUAAAUGCUCAUGCAAAUAAGAUUUCUCGCCUUGUUUCUGAAACACUGUAAUAUGGUCCCUAGCAUAAACCCUUGUAGCAAAGUCAAAACUGAAUUAGGCAAACAUACACUGUAGCUAAUUGUAGGAUCAGAGUGGGAAGGGACCUCAGAAGUCAUGUGGUCUAUCUCCUACCCUGACAAUGUAGUAAAUGUGCUCCUGCAGCAUCCUUGAAAGGUGGCCAUCCAGCCUUUGCUUAAAAAUGUCUAACAAAGGAAAGUCCACCAUAUUCCAAUACACUACAGCAUAUUUCCUUGCUGUAGGAAGAUCAAACAACAAGGGUGCCAACUUGAAUAAAAUGUUCAAGGAGGGGCAGGUAAGCCCCACCCUCAUAAUCGAUCACAUGAUGUGGUGCAUGCACACCGUUUGAAGGGCAAUGACCAUCAACUUUGGGGCCCCCCUCAAAUAUUUUAGGGGGGCGAAGGGAUCUUGGCCCCUAGGAGUUGGCUCCUAUGUCAAACGGCUUGUACAAUAAGGAAGUUCUUCUUAAUGCUUAGUCUAAAUAACUUUCUUUCUUGUAUCAGGAGCCAUUUCGGUUAUUCAUCAGGAAAGCUUGCGCAGAUGAAAGGGAUAAAAUGAACAAAUUGAUUUGCUUUUAAACAUAUAUAUAUAUAUAGAGAGAGAGAGAGAAAGACAGUACAGUUAGUUUAAGCAAGGAGUAUGCCACUUAUUGGGGCCUGAAUUAUUUAGUUUAGAUGGAAAACAGUUUGACAGAAACAGUAAUUCAAUAAGCCGAUUCAUGAAGCCAGUGUAGUAACCCCCCCUUCAUUACUUCCAUCAAAGUUCAAGUAAGGCAAAGGUCAGACCAGUUAAUACAGUUGAAACCGAGAAUUCUAAUGCUCACUCAGGAACAAGAUCAGUACACUCAAAUGAGAGUGAAAAGUGUAGAGUUGUUCAGGUACAUACUUCAGGUUCUCCUUUUAGCUGUUGGUACAAUCUUAUCCAUUAGGCUCUUCGGACUGUCAAGCAAGGCUUCAUAGAAAGCCAGGAAUCUGAGUCAAUAUUGUUGUGCUGUGCUUCCUUUUGUGAUGUCCUAAGUGCACGUGCUGAUAACCAUGCUUGGUGUGAUUGCUGAGAUGCUACCACAGCUAAGAUUGAGGUUUUUAUCUAGGAAAACUAGGAAACUCCUCCCUCUGUCUGUGCCUUGUUAAGGAGCUAUGGUGUUACUUGGACCUGCAUGUGGUUGGUGAAGACAACCAAAAGAGCAUACUUCUCCCUCUGCAUUCGCCAUGUCCUCAAGUCAGUUUCUGAACACCUCUAUUGUCCUUACUCUAGAAGUGAAGUGGUGUACAUCUUUUCAGUUGUGGCACUGCAACUCUGAGAGAGGUCCAACUGGUCUCCUCUAGGUGAGCAGUGAAAUCUUGUUUAUUUAGCAAGGCUUGUGUGAUGACUUGAUACUGCUUGACUGGUCGAUUUAGAUGUAGUUUUAAGCGUAGAUUUCUGUGUAGCAAUCUCUCUGUUGCUUCCCCCUGACUUUGUAGAUUAUUAUGGUUUAUUGUUGUUUUAAUCUUGUAUAAACUUUGUUGGUAGUGGAGGUCCUUGAAUCCUAAAUUUGUUGUAUUAAAUGGUCAAAUAACUAAAUAAUGAACUGCUGUUGGUUGAUCAUAUAUGUGGGGCUGUCUCAUCUUGGUUGUGACCUGGGUGAGCAAAGUAUAUAUAAGGAAAUAGUCUCAAGGCACAUGGUGCAGUAAUUUUGCUAAAACUAACAUUUCUAGGUUUCAUCAUGUGGAUGGUAGCCUCAAAUGUUCUGUGCGCUGCUUUUAAUUUCCAUGAAAGAAAUAUGGUAAAUAAAUGUAAUAAUUAUGAAAACAAAUUCCCAUUCCCUCCUCUGUUCCCAUUACAUUUUUGUAUUACAUGAGAAUGAUAGCAUACCUCACACAAUCCAUUGGAUCUUUGAUUAUAUUUUGUCUGGGGGGGGGAGAGUUCUUUCGGACUUGAAAGUACCCAAUUUUUCCAGCAAAAGUAAUGGCUAUGAUGACACUAUUAGCAAUGAAAAUCUUGAUGGUCUCCGUAGCUUCUGUUGAGACUACCAAUUCAUUUCUCACAGCUGUUGAACAAUCUUUUUUCUUGAAUUAUGAGCUAUCUUAAGUUAAACCAGUGCCUUGCCGUUGAAAAGUAGUGUAUCCUGUUACCAAUCCCUUGAGCCACCCAGAUGCCUCUUUAUCCCAAAUCUUACUUGAUCUCUGCUCCAGACUCUACCAUGUCCAUUUAACAACACAUUAAGACUGCCUGCUCUUGAUGUGAGUAAACGGUUGGUUAAAUAUAGAAACAGUUUCUUAUUUAGUGAAGAUUUCCAUGACAAAUCCUUGUGGCUCACCAUAUAAACACAACCAUAUGGCCAAGUCCAGUAUUAUCUUAAAACGAUUAGCUUGGAGCUUAAUACUGUCAUUAACUGAAAAAUACACACAUUUUUUUAUUUGUAUUCCACCUUUCCAUAGUUCUAACCAUGCUCAAGGCAGCUUACAACAUGAAGACAAUUGCAUAAUUACAAACAUAACCAAAAGGAGCCUUAAAUAAUAAAUAAAACAUCAAAAAGUACAUAACAAAAUGGAACAAUUUCCACAUAAAUCAUAAGAACUAAAAUAAAGAUACAAAUGAUUAAUAUCAAUACCAGCAUCAACCCUCAAGCGAACCCCCUAAACAGUAUUCCGGGCCAAGAUUGAAUUCACAGCUUUUGCGACUGGCUUGUGUCAAGCUAUUGAUAAUUAUAUGUAAAAAAAGUUGCCGUAAGCAUAAAUAAAAGAACAUUAUCACACAUUCAUUAAUUUCUUGAUCUCAUGAGAUCUUAUUGAUUGUUGUUUUAUUUAGUGUUCAUUGAUGAUGUUUAAUGGAACCUAACUGGAGCUUUUUUGUUUUUGUUUUUAAAAAAAGGAAAGAAAACUAUAGGAUAACAUCAUUCCCACAUUGAUUUUGAAAAGUACUUCAAGCAAAGCAGUUCACACAAAUGCAUACUUACUAACCCCUCAAUUAUACCUGUUUUGUUUAUUUUUAAAUAGUUUCUGGGAUGGACAGAUUUCGUUGUGGCCAAUUUCAUACCAAUUUGCUUGGCACCAUUCUAUCUGUCAUUGAAACUGAUUGUUACCCCUUCAUUUGUAUAAAUGUAUUAUAAUAUGGAUUGUUUUUCUUUUCUAUAUUAGCAAGUGAGAGCAAGUAUGAUUUAGUGGUUGGGUGCUUGACUAGGACCUGAGAGACUCAGCCAUGAAGAUCGCUGGGGGCCUUGUGCCAGUCUGUCAGCCUAACCUACCACAGGGGUGUUGUGAGGAUAAUAUGAAGAGGAAAGAAAUAUGUACACCACCUUGAGAUCCUUGGAGGAAAAGUGGGAUCUAAACACAAUAACCCACCUUUUUAUCAUUACAGCAAGCUAGCAACUUGCUCAAAUUUAUAUUGAACUGUUUGCUCCAGUGUGUAACACUUUACAUUUACUUAAGAUGGAUCUCAUUUGCCUAUUUGUUACGCAGGUUGUCCUUUUUGGAGCUGUUCACAAUUUGUGUUUUCACCAUCCUAAUAUAAGUAAUCCAGGGCGAUCUGCAAACUGGACUUCCUUUCAGCUUAGCAUUUACACAGAUCAUUUAUUAUUAAGUUAAAUCAUAUGUUUGUCCUCACUAUUUUUAUGAUAUUCAAAUAUCUGUUUUGGUCCAUUGUGUCUUUGCUGUAAGAGUUUUCAAUUUCACUGUUUAGUUAAAUCCAGAGACUUUUUUUUCCAUGGAGAAAGUCUAUUAGGUAUAUGCAUGUCAACAGUACAGACUGGACAGUGUUCCAAACUCCCAUUGUUCUAGGUGCAUUUUGUGACGGGGAAUUUCAUUAGUGUGAGCAAUUUCUGAGCUCUGGGUGCAGUAUUGCACCUAAGAUUUCAGAUUAAACUGCAGAAUGGAAAGUAAAGAACCUUUUUCUGCCUCUCCCCUUCUAGCUACUCUCUGAAGACUGGAGAAGAGCAGGAGAAGGCAGGAGAAGGAAUAGACCAUGUGAAAAUUGAACAUAAUAUUUUAGCUGCAGUUUGUUCAUUUUCAGCUUUGUAUUAUUAUUAUUAUUAUUAUUAUUAUUAUUAUUAUAAAAAAGCACACCUAGACAUUCCGCUGUUGCGCCCAUAACCUAGGUUUAAGGUGCCAUUUAGCUCCUAUCUUUCAUAUCUCAGUUUCUAACACUGAAGUUGGAGAAUCUUUUCAAGCAAUUCUAAGACAACAUUUGACUGAAAUUUGUAAAAUUUAAUAGACACUAUUGGUUAGAUUAAUGCUUGUACUCUUUGGAAUUGCAACUUCUUCUUUUGUUUAGCCAGGUUUCUCUUCCCCAGUUUUCUCUGCAUGCUGCCCAGUUGAGCCUUUCUGUUUAUUGAUGUGUUUCAACUCAAGAGAGGUAUUUCCCAAGCAGUAGUGGCUGUGGUGAUGUGCUACAAACUCAUCUAUUUUGCAGCGCUAUGAAAGGCUCCAUGUUUCUGUUGCUGUCAGCUGACUAGAGCCAAGGCCCUUUGUUUUUCCAUUGUUUUUUCUACCAAGUGGGAUGUUGAUGGAAUUGAUUGAAAUGUAUUGAAGUGUUUAGUGCUGAUUGUGGUUGGGAAGUCAGCUCUGAAAGGAAACUCAUUGUUCUGAAUGAUGUGUCCUGCGGUUUAAUAUUUAGCUGUCAAAAUAAAGAUUUCUCUCCAGGGCCAAGCUAAAAAAAAUAAAAAGUAGAACUGCUAAUUUAGCAUAUGCUUACAGGGUAUAGUAAUAAAGAGGAACAGGAAUUAUUUAUUUUGUCCUCUUUUGAUGUAUUUUAGAAUAAAUAUUUGAUUUUGUAAAAUUGCCCAGUGGGGGGAGGAAAGCCCCCAACAAUGCUACAAUUCUCUCACAAAUUAAUUUCCACCCUUUGCAGAGGCGCUAGCCACAGUACCAGUAUUUGGUACUGGUGGUGAGGGCUGAAAGUAUCCCAGAUACAUGGUUUCCCUUGUACCAAAACCAUUAUUUGUGUUUUUACCUCAUUGCCUUGAUAUUAUUUCCCCAUCCAUGUUUAGAGAGAGCUUAUAAAAAUAAGGGACGUGGGUGGCGCUGUGGGUUAAACCACAGAGCCUAGGACUUGCCGAUCAGAAGGUCGGAGGUUCGAAUCCCCGUGACGGGGUGAGCUCCCGUUGCUCGGUCCCAGCUCCUGCCAACCUAGCAGUUCGAAAGCACGUCAAAGUGCAAGUAGAUAAAUAGGUACUGCUCCGGCGGGAAGGUAAACGGUGUUUCCGUGCACUGCUCUGGUUCGCCAGAAGUGGCUUAGUCAUGCUGGCCACAUGACCCGGAAGCUGUACGCCGGCUCCCACGGCCAGUAAAGUGAGGUGAGUGCCGCAACCCCAGAGUCGGUCACGACUGGACCUAACAGUCAGGGGUCCCCCUAUAAAAAUAAAUCGGAUGACAUUCAAAUAGAAGCAGCCUUAGAAUUGUGUGCGUCUGGUUUUGGGAUGUCAAACUGGAAGCUACUGCUGAGAGGUAGGUCAUAGAAUUUUCCUUAUCAUGGAAAUGUUUGUGAAGGUCUGAUUACACAAGGUUCUUGCGUGUGGGUGCUUUGGGGAGGUGGGUACCUAGAUCAGUAUUACCUCAGUGCUGUCUGCUCACAAGUUCUUACAUGUUCCUUAUCUUGAAGCAGUAGGUCAGCACCUGAUGGGAGAUCUUUUGUUGAAUAGCGUUGACUGUCUUUUUCCCUCCCAAAGAGCUAAAGUCUUUGACUAUUAUUGGGAAAUUUAUUUCUAGGUAAGUGUCAGUCAAGAAAUUCUGCUGGAAGGGUGGGGGGACUCCUUUGCUUAGUGUAAAAUUGGGUUUAGCAAAACUUGAUGGAUUUGGCUGCCAAGAAAUCGGCAGCUAUUUAACUGAGUCUUGCUAUGCAACUUUAAAGAUUUGCUGUGGCUGUGCUGAAUCAAGUUCAAUAGCUCAAUGUGCAAAAUAAUGGCAAUAUUGUUCCAUUCAUAUCAGUAAAGCAAGAGCUGAGAACUUGUGUACUAUCAAAUUGCUGUUUAUUUCAACAUCUGACUUGUGUAGUCAAAACAAAAUUUCAGAAUAGAACAUUAUGCUGGUAAAGAAAGUCAAUUGAUAGAUGAAGUUUUAAGGAUUAAGAUGAAAGUCUGUGUUCAGAAUCAAAGUUAUGACAAAAUAGUUUUGCUUAACUGGUUUAGUGAUCUCAGCCCAAAGCAUCCAGUCAGUUCAGAAUUUAAUGCCUGCAUAUCUGUCAGCAUAUGGAUAACUUGCUCCAAUAACAAAUUGGCUCAAUUCUCCUAAUCUAACAUCUGCAAUGCUCUGACUUACUAAAUUCAUUUUGACAUGGGGGGCAGGGAAGACUAUUGGAAAACUGUGACAAGGACCUCAAGUGUAUUUGAGAGAAUGGAACUAAUCAAAUUUUCUUUUUCAUGUUUGUUUUUCACUUGCUUUAUUAUUGUGCUCAAGAGAAAAUGGCAUAACAUUAAACGGUUGUACGUUAUGAGCGUUUGAGAAAAAGUUGGCCAUGUCUAAGUGUAUUGCUCCUUAUAUUAUGUAGAUGUCCAUUGUGUACAUCCUGGAGGCCUAAGUGGGAGGAGAUACAAAUUAGGAAAAUACAGUGGUACCUCGGGUUAAGUACUUAAUUCGUUCCGGAGGUCCGUACUUAACCUGAAACUGUUCUUAACGUGAAGCACCACUUUAGCUAAUGGGGCCUCCUGUUGCUGCUGCGCCCCCAGAGCACGAUUUCUGUUCUCAUCCUGAAGCAAAGUUCUUAACCUGAGGUACUAUUUCUGGGUUAGCGGAGUCUGUAACCUGAAGUGUAUGUAACCUGAAGCGUAUGUAACCCGAGGUACCACUGUACGUGGAUCGAAGAGGCUUCCUACCCUUGCAGAAAACAAACAAACAGAAGGUUGGCAUAACAGAAGAAACAUAAGAAAACCCUAUAAAUGUCCCAGCUGAGUGGGAAUUUGAACUUGGGUUUCCCUUCUCUUAGUCUAGCCCUCUAACCACAAGUUUCCAUUGCCUCCUUUUAAAUGAUUUUAUGUAGGAAUGUGUUUGUGUGAGUUGAACAAUAAAGCAGAUAGUGUAUAGGAGAAGUACCAACUACCCAGGGCAAAUGUUUUCUUUCAUCUGGAGAAAGCUCACUGCCAUCAUCCAAUAACUUUUUCAUCCAAAACUUUCAUCCAAAUCUUUACAAAAAAUCCUGUGUGUAUUCUUCAGUGGCAAAAACUGAAGUGAAAUCACCGGGACCUGCCUUUUAAGAGAUGCAUUUUGAUGCCAAUCAUGAAAAUACAACCACCUUCUAAUUUUGUGUGUGUCAUUAUGCGACAGAGAACUCUUGUCACUUCUCAGUAGUGCAUAUUUGUCUUAUGAUUAGCUACUGUUUUAAGAGAUACAAAAGAAGCAAAACUUGUAACAUUUUAGAUGUAAAAGGAAUUAGCCUGUUAUUGCUGUGUUGUGUUUGGAGUAUUUAACAUGCAGGUUGAAGAUACAGUGGUACUGUACAGUGGGUUAAGUACUUAAUUCGUUCUGGAGGUGCGUACGUAACCUGAAACUGUUCUUAACCUGAAGCACCACUUUAGCUAAUGGGGCCUCCUGCUGCUGCCGCGCUGCCGGAGCACUAUUUCUGUUCUCAUCCUGAAGCAAAGCUCUUAACCUGAAGGACUAUUUCUGGGUUAGCGGAGUCUGUAACCUGAAGCGUAUGUAACCUGGGAUACCACUGUACCUGCUUCCUUCCUGUUGCCAUAGAGUAUAUCGGCAGCAGAGCACAUGGGUAACCUUUGCUAUCUGAGUAAGGGAAGCCAUGUGCAUUCCCUCAGCUUAACAAGGCCCCCAGUGAAUGUUUUAAAGGACAAUGUUUGUUCUGUCAUUUUGGUGAAAAGAGCGAGGCUUUACCUUCACUGCCAAAAGUAAUCUGGCGGGGAGGGGUGGAAUUGUGAUGUAAAAAGAAAAAGGGCUUCUUUCUGACUGAGACCAGUUCAUCUCUCUGCUCAGCAACAAUUGUUCCUAGGACAAAAGGGUACUAAGAUCACUCUUGGCUACUGAAAUGGAGCCAGCCUCUAAGGGUGGAUACAUUGCAGAGGGGAAGGACAGGAGGGAUACCACAAUUUUAAAAAGUCAAUUUACAAUGCCCCCUUAGUUUGGACAAUAAAUACUACGAGAACCAAAACUCCCUUUUUCUUUCCUUCUCCUGACAAUUCCUUGCUGGUGUGUGUGUAUAAUAUGCCUGCUACUUUUUUAUGCAAAACCUGUUGGGAUAUUGUCUGUAGAAGUUUGCUUUAACUUGGACAGCAGAUCUUCCCAUAGAUUUCCUUAGCAUAUUCUAAAACUUUUAAUGAGGAAGACUAGGCCUUCAGGCACAAAAGAACAAGCAUGGUUUGGAUUUCAGAUUGCUUUGUCAACUAAAUAGUAGAGCAAGGAUAACUAACAUGAGGAGCCAUUGUUAGGGAUAAUGGGGUUUCAGUCCUGCCCUCUUUUCUUCCCAACCCUAUACUGCAUAUAACACCAGUGUCUCACAACAAAUUUAACUGAAGAACCUGAAGAAAGAGACAAUGGAUGUGUUUUUGAAAACGAGGGGAAAUUAUUGUUUUAUUUUAAAAAAGUGUGCAGCAGCCCCCAGUAUUUAAAGAGCCCCAACCCCAUUACAUCAUUAGAACCAGAACAUAAACUGGAAAAGAGCAAAAAAUAUCAAUGUUUGGUCCAGAUCAUAGGUACCAUAGACAGUAUGGAUGAUUCACUAAAUGAUUGUAGGAUGACGUGUGUACCUGAGCUUAUGGCCUCAAAUUCACUUUAUCUUAUAUGCUGCUUUAUUACAAAAAUGAUGACUGGACUACUGAUCCUAAACGGAAUAGUUGCCCAACCACCCCCUCCAGAACCCACCGCUCUCAAAUGACUCUCAACUGCCUCGCAUUCAAACUCCCUUUCAAAUCCUCAUCCAAUCAUCACUCACCACCAGAAUUCCACAAUCUCUCUUUCCCCCUCCCUCCUUAACAUUCCCAUAAUAAUUCUGAUACAAUUACCUUAAUAACCUUAUUGCAUUCAAUAUUUUAUACACGCUGCUGCCUAUAACCAUACUGUUUGAAGCACUUGAGCUUCCCAUUCCUGAUUCCUAGAAAUGGGGGAGCAAACUGCAGGUUCUCCAUCCCUGUUCUAAAAACCAGAUGUCUUCCCCCAAAUGAUCCUGGAAAUUGUAGUUUGUUAGGGGUUUGGGGGAUUGUAGGUCUGUGAGAGGGAAGCCACAAUGGCACGAAUCAUUUCGGGGGAAGUUAUGUGCUUUAAAGGCGCAUUGGAUGCAAUGAAGGAAUCUCAGCUAGGUGAUCCAUGGCUGAUCGCCAUCCAAGCACUGCUUAAAAACCUCCAAGGAAGGAGAGUCACUGCUUCAGGCCCUAAGCGCCUCUGGAGCAGGAGAAAGCAAGCUUGCUCCAUCCUCCAUGUGACAGCCCUUUAUACUUUAGUUAUUGAAAAGGCUGCAUGGUGUGGAUCUCAUAUCAAUGUUAUGAGAGUGUAAGCAACACGUUUCUCUCUCCCCUUUCUCCACACCAUGCAGAAUUGCAGUGGUAACCAGAAGGCUGGAGUUUGGAGCCCAGCCAGGGCUGGCUGUGGGCAGGAUCCUUGUUUUGCCGGGGGUUUGACUAGAUGACCCUUGAGAUCCCUUCCACCUCUGCCAUGCUAUGAUUAUAUCAAGCAGCUAAAGGAACAAAAAGAUGCUUCUGAAACAUUUGGGAAUCAUAGGCACAUUCUCCCCACCAGUGGCUUCCGGCAAGAGUUUGCAUCUUCCUUAGGAGAGAGGCAGUCCAGAACAAGGAGGGAAAGGCUCAGAGUUCAGGUAGGUGGAAAUGCCAAUUGAAUGCCCUAUACUAUAGGAAUGCUUUCUUCCCGUGUCCCCCACCCUCAUGUGCCAGACUGGUGCUAGCAUGGCUGGGAGCCAGGUGCCUGCUUAUUCCUCCAUUUUCUUUGCAGGGGGGAGCCUUUCCCCAAUAUAUACUUUGUUCUGACCAAAUCCCUGAAGAGAUGUGAUGACCCUCAGGUACUGGGGCAGAGGGAAGGAAGGGGUCCUUAUGAAACACAUUUGGGGAGUCUGUGGCUUCCAGCAGGUGCUUUUCAGAAGCAUUGCUCCCUCCAACAGGGGAGGCUGAGCAUAGCCAUCACAGCUAGUUGCCUUUGAUAGGCCUCUCCUCCAUGCAAUUGUCUAGCCCUCUUUGAAAGCCAUCCCAUCCAAGAUGCUCUUGUGGUGCAUCUGAUUCUCCUGUGGUUCCUUGCUCCUGCAAGGAGAUGACUAUGGUGAGAUCCUUUGGUUAACAUCUGUCUGGGCUGAAAAAUAUUAAAGAAUCAGAGGACUGGUGAGUUUCGCUUGAAGCACAACUGAUCAAAGGCAGGCAGAUCUGUUAGCAUCUUGAUAAAGAUGCUCAAACAGCAAAGGAUGCUAUCAUACCCCACAAGCAUCUCAGAAAAAGAUCCCAAGCUGAUGGAGAAGACAGCAGUUAAGUGGUCAGUGGGACUCCAGGUUGCCGUUUCCAGAUCCCACCACAGCCCUUCCAAGUUGCCCAAGAAAUCAAUGCCACAACAGUUUUUCCCUCACACCUCCUCCCCAUGAUCCCUCAUGGGGCCUUCUCAGACAUAUGCUGUGUCUGAACCAGCAGAUCCCACCAAACCAAGUAAUUUGAGGACCCAGUCAGAAAAGGAGUGUGCACAGUCAUACCAUAAAUAAGCAAAAUAACUAAACAGGUACUAGAAGUCACCCCAGAACUGGCCCUACUGAACAUCUUCCAAGAUAACAAUGCCCACUCGCACUAGAAAGAGCUCAUAACCCACCGACAGCAUACGAUUCAAUAUGGCUAACUUAACCCGACAACCCUCCUCACCCAUGCACAAACAAAUCCCACUGCAGCCAGCCAAAGAAGAAGAAGAAGAAGAAGAAGAAGAAGAAGAAGAAGAAGAAGAAGAGUUUGGAUUUGAUAUCCCGCCUUUCACUCCCCUUCAGGAGUCUCAAAGCAGCUAACAAUCUCCUUUCCCUUCCUCCCCCACAACAAACACUCUGUGAGGUGAGUGGGGCUGAGAGACUUCAAAGAAGUGUGACUAGCCCAAGGUCACCCAGCAGCUGCAUGUGGAGGAGCGGAGACGCGAACCCGGUUCCCCAGAUUACGAGACUACCACUCUUAACCACUACACCACACUGGCUCUCCCUCACUGGCCAAAGACGAUCAGCCACACCCUAGGCCACCCCAACCCCUCUCACCACCAAGGAAACAUAACAAGUGAAUAGAAAGAGAACUUCCCCAAGUGACGCUGGCAGAAAAAUCCCAAGCAUACACUAAAUAAAAGAACUUAAGCUUUGCCACCCCAUCCCCUCUCUCCUGUCCCCACAUCUGGAGGGCCACAUGUUAACUAACCCUGGAUCAGAGGAAUACUCCAUUUCCCCCCUCCAUUUUGCCUCAUCAAUUUUGUUUUUUUGGGGGUGGGGGGGAAGAGUAGAAACAUGUGUCCAAUCCCAUAUAUAUUAAAAUCUUUCUCUGAGUGCCUGCACAUCUGCGCAGCCAUAGUUGCUAAGCCAUAGUGUGGCAAACCAGCCCAAUAAAUAAUGUGCUUUAUUAAGCAAAAGCUCUGGUGGAUAUUAUUAGUGAGUAUUUAGGAGUAUUAAACAGGGAUGUGGGUGGCGCUGUGGUCUAAACCACUGAGCCUCUUGGGCUUGCUGAUCAGAAGGUCGGCGGUUUGAAUCCCCGUGGCGGGGUGAGCUCCCAUUGCUCAGUCCCAGCUCCUGCCAACCUAGCAGUUUGAAAGCAAGUGCAAGUAGAUAAAUACCGUAUUUUUCGCUCUACAGGGUGCACCUGACCAUAGGGCGCACCUAGUUUUCAGAGGGGGAAAUCAAGGAAAAAAAUAUGAUCCCCCUCCCCAGCUCUGGGAGCAGCGGACAGGCUGCACGCAGCCUGUGCACUUCUCCCAGACCUUCUCCCUGCUAUUGCGGGAGGUGGGGGAAUUCCCCCAUUUCCCGCAACAGCCCACAAGAGGGAGAAGGGACUGAUUCGGUCAGACAGUCCCUUCUCCCUCCUUGGAGAAAAGCCCCCAAGAGCGGUGCGUUCUUUAAAGGCUGCGUGGCUCCUGCGGGCUUUUCUAGGAGGUGGGGGAAUUCCCCCAUCUCCCACAAAAGCCCACAGGAGCCAUGCACCCUUUAAAGAGCGUGCAGCUCCUGUGGGCUUUUUGACCGAGCUUGUGGGGCUGGUGGUGGGGGGAAGCGCUGCUUUCCCCCACCGCCAGCCUCAAAAACCAGGUCGGGGAGCAGCGCAAAGGCGUCGCGCGCCUUCCCGCUGCCCCCCGAGCCUGUGGGGCUGGCGGUGGGGGGAAGCGCUGUUUUCCCCCACCACCAGCCUCAAAGACGAGACUCUCCUGGCCUCAGCGAAAGCAACGUGAAGCCUCCGGAGCACAGGCAUCGGAGGCUUCGCGUUGCUAUCGCUGAAGCCAGGGAGCCUGCAUUCGCUCCAUAGGACGCACACACAUUUCCCCUUAAUUUUUGGAGUUGAAAAAGUGUGUCCUAUAGAGCGAAAAAUACAGUAGCUUCCUCUGGCAGGACGGUAAACGGCGUUUCCGUGUGCUGCUCUGGUUUCGGUGUUCCGCUGCACCAGAAGUGGCUCAGUCAUGCUGGCCACAUGACCUGGAAAAACUGCGGACAAACGCCGGCUCCCUCGGCCUGUAAAGCGAGAUGAGCACUGCAACCCCAGAGUCGUCUGCGACUGGAUUUAACUGUCAGGGGUCCUUUACCUUUACUUUUUUAGGAAUAUUAAACACCUGUGUAUGGUUGCUAGCAAUUUUGAAUGAAAGUAGCUUGUGUUCUUUAUUACUAAUCUAUACCCUGCAACAUUUCACAGAUAAAGAUUUGACACAUGCAUGUAACACCUCCCAUAUUGUUAUGGUGGUUUAAUAUAUUUAAUAUUACCCCUCUUUUCUCUGCAAUAGCUUGUCCUGCACUGGUUUAAAAUCUGAUAAGAGUCUGUUUGGUUUUUGGGCUAAAAUUAUACUUGAAAAACAAUGAGUUUUCUCUUGGGUUAUUAAGAAUCAAAAGGAGCUUCACCAACAUAUGCCGUUGCUGUCUGUGCACUGCAUGGUGCUUUAGUGUUUCUGCGCACAUGUCUACAUGCAUAUAAAGAGACAAGAUGCAUCCACCACCCCACUUCUUGUGAGCCUGGGAAGAGAGCUAAAUAUGGAAAACUGACAGCAGCUCUGGCAACUCCCACUAAAAUUUUUUUUAUCAAGACUUCCCCCAAAGGCAAAUAUAGAGACAGUGAUUGUACAGGAAAUAUAGAUAAUCAGAGCAUAUGCUGAAUAAGCAUGUGCUGUGCAAGAACAACACUCUUAGGCAUUUAUGGUGGGAACAUAAUUUCAAAAGUUACAGAAUACAGAGCAUCUUUAGGCAUGGGGUCGAAAUUAGGGAUGUACCAAGCAAGUCGAUGGAAUGUCUUUAUAUAAUAUAGUCACUUUUUUCAGAUUCCUUCUUUAAAACAGGGAUUAAAAAUUCCUAACUCAAUUACAUGAACCCAGCCUUAGACCAGUGAGUGUAUUGAUGGAGGUAACUCAAAACUCGUUUAUAGUAGAUUAUUCUAAAACAGGCUUCCCUAACAUGAUGAUUUCCAAAUGUUGGACUACAUCACUGCAAUACCUCAAGAAUGGCCUCUCUGCAUAUAAACCAACCUAGACUGUGUUCAUAAUCUGAGGCCUUUCUUUGUGUUCCUCCUCCAUGUGAGGUCCAGAGAGUGGCAACAUGAGAAUGGGCCUUUGCUGCAGUGGCUCCCAGUUUGUGGAAUUUUCUCACCAGGAAGGUUCAUCUGGUGCCUUAAUAUAUCUUUAGGCACCAGGCAGAAAUAUUCCUCUUCAACCAGACCUUUGGCUGAUUAAUAUUCUACAGCUUUUUCAAUGUAUUUGUAGGAGGGGGGGUUAUUGUAUUGUUGUUUCUGUUUCAGCUAUUUAUUUGUGCUUUUAUCUCGUGUUUUUAUCUUAUGAGAUGCCCUGAGAUCUUUUGAUGAAGGGUGGUAUAUAAAUCUAAUAAAGAAUAUAUCAUCCCUAACCACUGCUGGCUCUGGCAGAUGUGAGCUGAAAUGGAACAAUAUCUGGAGGGCACUAGGGACUUGGCUAGAUUGGUAAAGAAAAAGUGUUUUAUAUGUGUUGUAUAGGUGCUAUAACACUGUGACACUAGAUGGCACUGUGGAGUCCUGUCUUUCCAUACCGGAUAUCCCUGUAUGUGUUUAACUGAACUGCUUCUUUGACAUGUUUAGAUCCAGCCCAACUUAGAGAAGACUGCUUUAGGAAGUGAGCAAACAGAUUCUUCUUACUCAUAAACUCAUGCACACACACAAUCCAACACUCUUUCUUUCUCGUGUUCUAUUCACCUAAGCAGGUGGGCAGGGCUAAGGUUGCUGGUUUGACCACAACACAGCCUUGAGCCUCAUAUACUAGGAAAAGAUAGCCUAACAUGAAGUGUAAUGUGGAUACGUUGCUGCUACUGUACCACACUACUCUGCAUCUAUGUCUCCCCUUGCAGGCCAAUUGCCACCACUGUGUUCCUCCACCUCUUCUCUGUCCAGGUCAGUUGUGUACACACAAUUUAAAGAAGAAAAAGGAGGGGUUGGCAUGGUGUUAAAAUCUGGCCUGGCAAGCUUACACUUAUUCAUCCUUUGUUGCCUGUGGAAAGCAAAAAACUGAGUGCUAGUCAGUCAAUUCACAGCAGACAGGAAGAAAAAAAUCCUGGGUGUGUUUGUAUUAUUUGUUUGCUGAAUUGUGACCAUAGAUCAUAUUUAUAUUAUAUAUUGCAGUAGAGAUAGUAGGAUUAGGAAAAGGGACAUUUUUGUAGUGACUAGAGGAGGAAAUGGAGGUAAAAUAUUCAGAGCUAAAAUGUUUUUGAAAUCUUAGUCUCUAAUAUGAAAGAGAUAUUUCUCUCAUCUACCUUUACGCAUUUGGGGCAGAAUUAUGGGACUAAACUGCAUUGUCUUUGGUUUAUUGCUUGUUAUAGAGGAAUUGUGAAUUGUCACCUGCAUUUCAGCGAAAAAUGACAUUUCUUUGCUGUGGGUCCCCCCCCCCCCACAAAAGGAGCAAUUUAUAUCCAGGCUGAGCAGAGCAGAGCAGAAAAAAUGCAGAAAUUGAAUGAUUACGGGAGUAUGUUCUGCAGUGCCGAGAACACACUGGCAAGGGCGGUCUCUGGCUGUCACUUUAAAAAAAAAAUGACCUGCUUGUUGGAGGAGGGGCAGUUUCCUGAGAAUCAGGUGCAUGUCUGUAGAGAUGAUGUCAUCUUUCUAAGUAGACCUGCUUGAGAGAGACGGAUGCAGAGGAGGGAAUGAUUUCCUAAUUGCAGAUCUCCAGCUGGGAGGAGUAAGAAAUGGAUAGAGCACAGGCAGUUUGUAAGUAUUAAAAAUAUUGCUGAAGUCAUCCGCAGUCUUCAGGAAUUAAUUGCUGUGUGAAGGUGAUACAAAGAGCAUGCUUCUUAAUUGAGGACUGUGGAAAGACACUGGUUUGAAAAGGUGUUUUUUAAAAAUUACUAGUGCCCCAUGUUUAGAGGUAACAUUUCUUAGGUUUCUUCCUAAUGACAGUGUCAUAUGCUUUCUUCCUAGGGAAAAAAGCAUGCUGCGUGGCUUAUUGAGUAAUUUUAUCUGCCUUUUCAUACUGCCUUCUUUAUACUAAGAGGCAGUGCUGUAGCACUCACUUGUGGUAAAAUGUAGUCCUGUAUUGAUGAGAAAUGUCCUUGGUCCCCAGGCACUGCUUGCUUGUACCUUGGCUUUUAAUUUUUGGCUUGCAAAUGUAAUUAACACAUGCAAGAUGGGCAAGAAUAACAAAAGUUAGCUGCUUUCUUGUCUUUGAUAUCAGCUGUCAGCCGGCUUCAUGGUCUGUGAUGUGAUUGUUGGACUGCGCUGAAAUAGUUCUGGCAUUGCACCACAUUAUCUAGGUGAACAGAGGGUCUCUAAAUAGUGACUUCAUGGUGACUUGUUAGCCAUUCUUCUCAGAAUUCUCUUUCAGAAAUAACCAGGCCUCUACAGACUCCUUAGGUACCCACAUACACAAGGAGAAGCAGUUAGUGCUAGUGGAUAGGUAUGGUAGGUAUUGAACUGUAAUAGUAGACCUAAAUUAAGCUAGCACAGAACCUAGAAAGACUGCAGUUACAGCAUGUGGCUGUAGUGGAUUGUUGUUUGCUCUGACACGUGUAAAUUUCAGGAGGAAGUGAAAUGUUUACUUUUGAUGAAAGCAGUAUUUUAAGGGAAGGGAAUCUGUAAUUGGAUUGAAAGACUAGCAGAACUUACUGGCUAUUUCAGAAAAGGUUCUUUGUGUACACUACUUGCAUCUUUAGUGUUUAUAGUAUCUACCAGGUAUGAAGCACUGGACAUAGGUAAAAUGUACCUGCUGUUGUGUCUUGUGAAGUUGAAAGUAGAAUUAUGGUUUGGUGGCAAAAGUUGCUAUAGGCAGUGGGGUACUGGCAUAUAGAUAGAAACAGGCAGUGUGGAAUGGCACCCCUAGGUGAGCUGAGUUUCAGUGUGAAGAGGCCCAGAGUUUAUAUACAAGGAAGGUAAUUGGUUCAUCCUGUUCACAUGACUCCUUUGCCAGAAGAAUUCUGCUUGAGGUUUCCAUCUGAUGACUUGAAAGGCCUGCAAGCUCCUAUUCCGAUGAACUCUCCUGCUAGCACAGCAUAUUAAGGGAACCGGAACCUGACUCUCAGUGUUCCGAUGUGAAUGUUCCAGUCCCUGACAAGAAUGCUGCACUUAUGUGUUGGUGCUGCCUCAGUUUUUUUCUCCCAUGGUCCCCUUGGAUGCUUAUCAGCACACGGCUUUCAGUAAGUUCUAGGGCUCACACAUGCCCUGUUGUGGCUGCCUUACUGCCUGAGAUUAUUCUAUCAGCUUCAUAGGGUCACAGGAGAAGAAAGUACCUGAUCUUUGGGUAGGCCUAUUUCUACAGAGCUAACCAUCCCUUACUGAUUAGGUGUGUAUUUAUUAUAGGUUGAAGAUGUACAUUUGGAAGUUGGAUUCAUGAAUGGAGGGGAGCUAUGUAUUCAGAACUACUAGAAGCAAAUGGACUUGCUUUAGCCCAACAUAAAACAUGUUCUGAAAAGGUACACUGUUCAUUAGAAAGGGAGUUCAUUAGCUGUGUUCUUAAAAGCUUUAAGAAUUACAUGGUAACUGUUAGACCUGCAAGUUUAGUCGAGAGCUAGGAAUCCACCUCUUGUAGAUCCCUAGGUGUACCACUUGUGCUGUGGAGGUGGGGACCCUGCUGUGGGAUUUUACAGACCUGCAAAUGCUGCUCUACCACUUGGUUUCAUGCUGAAGGUAAAGGACUGUUCUGUUCCAGGCAGUGGUCUCAGCCAGAUGAGGUUAUAGCUCAGGGUGUCUUUGUGGGUUGAUGUUAGGCACAAAUUUGUGUUCCAGCAAGGAAACCAAGGGAAAAACAAGGAUAUCCAGGUUCUGAUCUAGCAAGGCAAGGUUCAGCUUCUACUAAAGCAAAGACCAGCAAAGCGGAAGCCAGCUUCCAAGGAGGUUGGGGUAGGGAACUUUUUCAACCUGGAAACCACAUGCUAGUGGUGGGUAGAGCCAUAAGCAAAAAUGAACAGAACGGUGAAUAUUAAUGUUACAUUUGUAUAGUAGGUUUACUGUACUUAGCCACACUCUUCUCCAUCCAGGCAAGCAAUAAGCAUUAUCAACGACAUGCUCUAGCCAGGCAAAGUACUCAAGGAGAGUACACAACAGGGAUGGUGAGAGGAUGUGCCUGGGGAGAAUUCUAAGAACCAGACAGAGAGGCACCAAGAGCUGCAUUUGGUCCCUGGGCCUGAGAUUUCCCAUCCCUCCAAUAAGACAAAGUCUAGCAAUUUUGUUGUUGUUUAGUCGUUUAGUCCUGUCCGACUCUUCGUGACCCCAUGGACCAAUGUCUUUGUCCAUGGAGUUUUCUUGGCAGGGAUACUGGAGUGGCUUGCCGGUUCCUGCUCCAGGUGGAUCACGUUUGGUCAAAACUCUCCACUAUGACCUGUCCAUCUUGGGUGGCCCUGCACGGCAUAGCUCAUAGCUUCUCUGAGUUAUUCAAGCCCCUUCGCCACGGCAAGGCAGUGAACCAUGAAGGGGAAAGUCUAGCAAAGCAGAGAUCAAAUUCUGCUAAGGCAAGGCAAGCAAAGCAAGUAGCACUGUGGAUAGCUCCAUUUGCCACUCAGGCUCGAGAGUCAAAUGUUGCUUCAGCAACAAGCAAGCCCAGACUGAGCCAGCAGUUAAAGGGUCUUCUGUAGUAGUAGUAAUUGUUGUUGUUGUUUGUACUCUGCCCAUCUGACUAAGUUGCUCCAGCCACUCUGGGCAGUUUCCAACAGAAUAUACAAAAACACAACAGAACAUCACACAUUAAAAGCUUUCUGAUACAGGGCUGCCUUAAGAUGUCUACAGAAGGUCGUAUAAUUAUUAAUCUCUUUGACAUUUGCCGGGAGGGUGUUCCAUACCAUGGGCAUCACUACCGAGAAGACCCUCUGCCUGGUUCUCUGUAACCUGAGUUUUCAUCAUGAAGGAACUAGCUGGACCUCAGUUUCUAGGCUGAACAAUGCGGGGUGGAGACACUCCUACAGGCAUGCAGGGCCAAAGCCAUUUAGGGCAUUAAAGGUCACCACCAACACUUGGAAUUGUGCUUAGAAAUGUACUGGGAGCCAAUGUAGAUAUUUUAGGACCAGUGUUAUAUGGCCCUGGCGACCAUUCCUAGACACUGGUCUAGCAGCCGCAUUCUGGAUUAAUUGUAGUUUCUGAGUCACCUUCAAAGGUACCUGCCUGUAGGGGGCAAUACAGUAGUCUAAGCAGGAGAUAACCAGAGCAUGUACCACUCUGGCAAGACAGUGGGCAGACAGGCAGGGUCUCACCUAGCAUACCAGAAGGAGUCGCUAAACAGUCGCCCAGGACACAGAGUUGACCUGCGCCUUUAUGGACAGCUGUGGAUCCAAAAUGACCCCAAGGCUGCACAGCUGGUUCUUUAGGGCACAGUUACCCCAUUCAGGACCAGCAAGUCUCCCACACAUGCCCGUCCCCUGUUCCCCAGAAACAGUACUUCUGUCUUGUUGGGAUUCAGCCUCAAUCCGUGGACUGCCAUCUCUCCCAGCCACCUCUAGCCACUCACACAGAACAUUCACCGCCUUCACUGGUUCUGAUUUAAGUGAGAGGUUAAAGGUAAAGGGACCCCUGACCAUUAAGUCCAGUUGUGGCCGACUCUGGGGUUGCGGCGCUCAUCUCACUUUAUUGGCCGAGGGAGCUGGCGUACAGCUUCCAGGUCUAAGCCACUUCUGGCGAACCAGAGCAGUGCACGGAAACAUGGUUUACCUUCCCGCCAGAGCGGUACCUAUUUAUCUACUUGCACUUCGACAUGCUUUCAAACUGCUAGGUUGGCAGGAGCAGGGACCAAGCAACGGGAGCUUCACCCCGUUGCAGGGAUUCGAACCGCCGACCUUCUGAUUGGCAGCUCCUAGGCUCUGUGGUUUAACCCACAGCGCCACCCGCGUCUCGCCAGUGAGAGGUUAGAGAUGGCUAUUAUCUGCAUACUAGUGGACACUCAGCCCAAACCCCCAGCCAUUUUAUAUAGAUGUGAAAAAGCAUGGGGGAGUGGAUGAAGCCCUGAGGCACCCCACAAGUGAACGCCAGGGGUCUUAACACUCACGCCCCAACACCACUUUCUGGACACAGCCCAGGAGGAAGGAGUAACCACUGACUGAUGGCACAGAAGUGACUGUAGUUUUCUGGAGUCCUCAGAAUUUGAGGAUGUCAGUGUAACUUUCUCAGGCAGGAGUGAUGGUGAUAAAACAGUCCGCUCCUGUGCUACAGCUUUCUGGACAGUAAAGUUUGACUUAUUCCAGGGGCAAAUCCCUCUCUUACUUUGAUACUUCCUCUGAAUCUCUGGCCCCAUACCCCAAAGAUGGGGAGUCUGUCCAUGGGUCUUGAAAAGGGGACAAAGUGCUUGUGCUAGUGUGUGUGUGUGUGUACGUACGCGUGCACACACAUAUACAUGAGGAAUGAAGUACUGCAUAUGUGAGAAAGUAGGGUGUUGCUGCAUAUUUGAGGGUUGAUGCGGCAUUUAUAUUUCAAAAGAUACCAUGGGUUUUCAAGAAGAGAUGCCUGUGGCAGCAUAUUAGCUCAUGGACCAAAUUGUAGUUCUGUCUGUGUGGUGGUAGGAUUUUGCCGUCACCUCUGCUCACAUCUUUUCCAGUGUGCUAUCUUGCAAAGCCAUUGCAUACAUUCUGCUUCAGUGCACUGAACCCUUGGAGCUAAAUGAUGCCACGGAACUUGGAUUUGUGGGUCAUGCAGUUUGAGCUGGUGCUCCUCAACUGUAGGUUAAUAGUUUCAAUGUCCAUGCCUAUUCAGGGCUUUAGUGUUAUAUGAAUUUUUCAUAGCAAAAUGCCAGGUAUGCUAGUAAAUUCAAACUGCUCAGAGUAGUAAACUCCUGUGCAGGUGCAUUCUCUACCUGUUGGUGGAAGUGACUAGUAGAUGUCUUCUUCAGACACUGUCUUUGCAAUUAAUUUCUUCCACUUAGCUUCCCAGUGUAAAUUGAGUAAAAGUGUCAUAUUUGUUUUGGAGCAGCUGCACUGAAGUACAGCACAGAAAUAUUUCCUAUGCUCUGUUAUUAAUGAUAGUUCUUUGUGGUUUCUGUUCAGUCCAGCCUUUGCGAUUAAAUAUGUGCAGGCCAUACUACUUGGGAAUCCCAGAAAGUUCUGAUAGUUGAAAAGGCCUUUGGCUCAUGUUUUUCAGGGAGUGUGUGGGAAAGUGUGUGAUCUUAUACUUGUGUUUUUAUAAUAUCUUUAAACAGGCAUAAUUACAUCUGGGCAGUAUUGUUUCACGCCAUGCUGUUCAUCAUGAAGUAAGUGGUAGCUUCUCACGAUCUGUUUGAACUGAACAAAUCUCAGUGCUGUUUGUUAUGAAAAUGCCCUCUAUUAAUAAUUUUAUGAGCUAUAGAUCCCAGAACAAAUAGCAAAAUUAAAGGAUAAUGCUGAAACUAGGGCUGUGCUAAUAUUUUGGCCAAGAGUUUUUUUUCAGCCGCUCACAGAGGUUGGGGAAGAAAUUGCCCUCAAAAACUGGGGCAAGAUGGUGAAAAUUAGGAGAAAUUAGCAGGUGUACUGUCGGAAACGCCGGGGGCGGGGCAACAAUGCAAAGCCCCCGCACUGACAUAUACUGACAUGUACUAGGACACUUACCUUUUAUUUAAAUUACAAGAUAACUGAGUAUGUGUGCAUGAAUGUUUCUAUGCUUGUGUCCAUGCUUCCUUUAAUUAAUUUUUUUUAAAAACCACAAUCCUUGUGCAGUUCUGCAGCUGGAGCACUUGAAAGCAAUGCAAAAAUAUUUUGCCAUUCCCAGUCUCUCCACAGGUAGCAUCACCAGCUGCUCACAGGUCCUUCUGUUUCGAAACACCUUCCAGGAAGCACAGGCAAUAGUGAGACUGCAGAGCUGCAAAAGCAUUGUUGGGGAUUUUUGGUGAUUAAAGGAAGUGCACACGUACACCCUCAGUCAUCUUGUAAUGUAAAUAAAAAGUAAGUUUCACAGCAUACCCUUGCUAAUUUCUAGGGAUUUCCCCAACAGUUGUUCUGCAGGUCAACAAUGCUCAGUCUGGUAGAGCUGCCAGGGAAUGAGGUGGACAGAUGGAAUUCAAUUGCCUCUCCCCCAUCCCCAUGCUUGUACUGCCUGGUUUGACAGUCAAUCAGCAUCCUUUCCAUCUUGUACUGUCAGUGCUUCAUGUUUCAGCUGCUUGCUCUUGGCUGAGAGCUGUAGGAUUAAAACCCUUGCUAGGCACAAGCCUUAAAUAUUAAUGGGAGGAGAAAUGUUAUUGCACCUAUUGCUGUGACAGAUCUAUGGUGUUUAAGGUUUCCUUUGGUUAAACUUCUAAAAUAUUGUUUAUGGAAAUAUUUAAAACAUUUUUAUUUAUUUAUUUUUGCAAUAAGAGACCAUCUUGCUCCCUUCUUCCCAGUGAUGUACUGUAUUUGGUUAUACAGGACAUAUAAGAUUGAGCUUCAUUUUCCCAUGCUAUUCAGUUCUGUGUCCUAACAAUGUAUACUUAGAAAUAAGUUCUACUGAAUUCAGUGGGAUUACUCCCAGGUAAGAGGGGUUAGGAAUAUACCCCUGCAUAUUAAACAAUUUACCACUAUCAUUUAUACAUAUACUGGUUUGGUUAUUCUUCCAAUUGUUUCUCUCGUCUCUCUUUUUCUAAUUCUCCCCUUUUCAAUGAGGAAAAAAUAAAUAUGUUGCUGGCACAGAAGGUAGGAGUGUAAAGGGGAAAUUCUAAGAAAUUCUGCCAAAUACCUUGAAAUUUAUCUUACAUCCCUCUUUUUAUAUAAAGUGUUUGAGUUGCAAGAUUUAAGAGGUCUUUCACCCAUUGAUCUACAUCAGGAGAGCUUGUGGCUUUCCGUUUUUGAAGCAUGAUAUGUUCGGUCCUGUAAUAAUCACAUGCAUUCAGUUCUGCAGUCCAGACAGCUGCAACAAUAAUCUAUUUCUAUGAUUUUUCCAACUAUGGUCCAAGAUAAAGAUCAAUACUUUUAAGUUUAACAGGGCAGUGGGUCUGUGAUCAAAGAACCACUGACAGUCUAUACUUCCAAGUGGUCUUGAAAGAAAAGAAAUGCUGAAUUGACAGUAAUAAAUGCCACAACUCCUUCUAUACUCAGUGUAGCUGUACUGAGUAUGUGGGGUGGAGAGAGAGAUUGUCCUCCACGCCAUAGAACUUUUUGUCAAUUAACAUCACAAUCCUAACCAUAUCUUAAAAAUCCUAUUGAAUUUGGACCCUGCUUAGACAGUAUUUUCAGGAGGUAUACAAAGAUUAAAUAUCUGUGGAGAUUAUUUGACUUAAGCUAGAGAGGUUAAAAGAGAAUCAGUUUUAAGAAGAAAUCUUAAUGCAUCUAAAUCUAAAUAACCCUCACUUCUUCCUUCAGGGCAGUUUGACUUUGACUUGGUGAAAUUCUGCACUUCCAGGACUGCAUCAGUCUAGUACUGAGUGCAGUACUAGAUUAUUUGAUGUUUAGAAAACAAAACUUGCCAUUGUAGCUGUAGAGAUAGUGUUUGGAAACAUAGGUAGUGACUGCAGAAGUUAAUCAUUUAGCUAAUUGGUUUAAAACUUUUUUUCUACCCUGCCUGCCAAUAAAAUAGGGACGCGGGUGGCGCUGUGGGUAAAACCUUAGCGCCUAGGACUUGCUGAUCGCAUAGUCGGCGGUUCGAAUCCCCGCGGCGGGGUGCGCUCCCGUCGUUCGGUCCCAGCGCCUGCCAACCUAGCAGUUCGAAAGCACCCCCGGGUGCAAGUAGAUAAAUAGGGACCGCUUACCAGCGGGAAGGUAAACGGCGUUCCGUGUGCUGCGCUGGCUCACCAGAUGCAGCUUGUCACGCUGGCCACGUGACCCGGAAGUGUCUGCGGACAGCGCUGGCUCCCGGCCUAUAGAGUGAGAUGAGCGCACAACCCUAGAGUCUGGCUAGACUGGCCCGUAUGGGCAGGGGUACCUUUACCUUUUUUGCCAAUAAAAUGUUUUCAAUGUGGUUUGCAAUAAACAUGCAAAACAGUGAUUAAAAACAGUUAAAUAAAAGAUCAGCAAAUUCCUUAAUAGUCAACCAUAGACCAAUCUGGAAACAAUUAAAAGACUAGGAAAACACAGUACUUUUAAUCUGGUGCCAAAAUGAAUUGAUAUGGAGAAGGAGUUUCACUCCAUUGAUAAAGCCUAAUCCUGAUAGCCAACCUCCUCAUUUCUGGGUACCAUGAGUCAAGCUCCUAAGAAAUACUUUCCAACUCCGCUUUUAAAAGGCCUAACACUUCCUCAUUAGCUAGAUCAGACGGUCACAUCCUCUCUAAGCAGUUUCAUGUAAUAUUGAAUGGCAUGGGAGUUUUUGAAUAGCAUGGGAAACUUGCAGAACCUUACCACAUAAAUGUCAUGGUCCAAAGCACCUGUGUCUCAGUUUUACCUUCUGGAACGAUUCAGCCAAAUUAUCAAAACGUUAUGCCUUCCAUUCCCACCCCGACAAAACUGUCCAGAACAAUACAAUCAUACCAAGCUUGAUAUGCACAGUUGUUGUCUCUUUCCUGAUAUGUGUCACCCAGUGGGGUGGUUUUAUUUCUCAGAGCUUGCUGGAAGCAAGACUGAAGUGGGUCUAGAUCAGGAUGUGAAACCCUGUGGCCCUACAGAUAUACCGUAUUUUUCACUCUAUAAGACGCACCAGACCACAAGACGCACCUAGUUUUUGGAGGAAGAAAACAAGAAAAAAAAUAUUUUGAACCCCAGAAGCCAGAACAGCAAGAGGGAUCGCUGCGCAGCAAAAGCAGCGAUCCCUCUUGCUGUUCUGGCUUCUGGGAUAGCUGCGCAGCCUGCAUUCGCUCCAUAAGACGCACACACAUUUCCCCUUACUUUUUAGGAGGGAAAAAGUGAGUCUUAUAGAGCAAAAAAUACGGUAUUCAGUUUCCAACUCCACCCAGUCAUCAGCUGGAUAGCUCAGUUGGUUAGAGCAUGGUGCUGAUAAGGUUGCAAGUUCGAUCCCUGUUGAAUUUUAUUGUUUUAUUUAACUUAAAUAUCAGAUUUCCUGGCUUUGGAAGUUAGGCAUUGUGAAACAAUAAUAUCCUUUCUUUCCCUAGCAUUUAGAUUUGUAGCAAACCAAACUUAUUUUUUGCUUAGGGGCAGGUUGUGGGGGGAGGCUUGACUUCAGAUAUGUUUGAAUACUGUCUCUUUUUCUAUCAAGAUAAAGAAGAUAACUUUGCUAGUUAUGUUCACUGUAAACAGCUUCACUGUUAGCUGCCAGCAUUGAAAGCAUUGAGGUUAUAUGUUUUAUUGGAUCAGGUGCUAUUGGUGUACAUUAUUAAGGAAGAUUACAUUGUGUUUGAUGUAACUUAAAAACAAACAAACAAACCUAAAUUUUGCUGUGGUGAUCUUUCUGUGUGUCCCCCGCCUCUUUUUUCUGUUGAACAUUUUGUUUCUGAAACCACUGUUAUGGAAUCCCUUUCCCCCCUAAGCUAUGACUUGGCAGAGAGAGCAAGCUGUGAAAACAUUGUGCUCUGUUACUUUAUUGGGAAGUUUGUAUCAUAAAAAGCUAAAGGUCGUGAAAUGUUAGUGGAUUUUCCCACGUUUAGGAAACAAAGAUUUAGCAGGUGUCUGGGAUUUGACUAAAUCAUAGUGGUUCUCAAAGGGUAGGGCAUGCUGCACUGGUGGGGCAGGAGAGAAUGGCAAGUGUGGCAGGCAGAGUCGAGGACAAUCAAAGAAACAUUUAAAUGUUUCAGUGUAAUAUAGGCUAGGAUAGUAUCAUUUAUUAAAAAUAUAUAUAUACAACCAGAAACAGUAUUCAUGCCUCUCUUCAAGAGCAUUGGCUAUUCCUCUACGGUUUUCCACAACGUAUCUUUGUCAACAAAGAAUUUUAUCUCUGACAAAUAUGAAAGAUCAGAAAAGAGAGAGGCUUAUUCCAUGAAAAGAGUGGUAUCAGUAGGUUUCCAGGAAUACCAAAAAAAAAAUAAAAAUUGAAGGGGGAAAACCUGAAUGAGGAAAGUGCAUUAAGAACUGAGCAUGUGCAGUGGCCAUGGAAUGCUGACUUCCUGUUCAGGGGAAGAGAUGGAAAACUUGGGGAGAGAGUGAUACUUCCAGGAAUCCAGGAUGUUUUCCAUAUCCUGGGAAAUAUGGUUAGCAAACUGGAACCCCGAACAGGAGCACUCCAAACAGUAGCAUUUUGUUGCAACUCCCACUUGUAUCUAUUUAAUGCACAUUACUUUGAGGCUGCUAAUUUAUAUGAUUGCUAAGUCAUUUGAUCAUCCCCUGCCUCCUGGGAAAGAACAUUAUGGCAAUGGGAAGACCAGCCUGGUCCAUCCAUCAGCCCAAGAAUGAGCAGCUGAAGGGGAUUUCUUUCCCUUUUCCCUGCCAGAGAGAACACUUGGCUGCAACUCUGGGUUGACCUCAGCUGCAUCUACCUUAGGGACAAAUAACAGGGCGCAAGGCCAGGAUCCCGCAGCUUAGCAGGGAGCCAAAUAAAUUACAGGGGCAGCUGCACCAAUAUAUUUGUUCACCUUUAAAAGUCUUUUUUGCAGAGGUGGGUGUAUGGCAAAGUGAAGCUCCAACUGCACCUACCGCCUUCAUUUCCCCAGUGUGCCUGUGGUCCCACAUGGAGCCCAGGCACUCUAGGGAAAUGAAGUUGGUGGGCGUGACUGAUUCUUUACCCUUGGUCAUUGUAAGAGAGGAAGAAACUAAAGGGAUCUCUUGGUGUGCAGCUGCAAUGAACCCCUUCUGUCAUGGCCACUAUAUUAAAUUUCUCUAGGGAAAUGGGUGCAAUUUGGAGCUUUGCUGCCCAAUGCACAUUACAAAAACCUCUGUCAAAAGACAAAGGGAUUAAUUUAUCUGUGCCCCUGCCCCCAACUGGCACAGGUAGAAGGGAUAAAUGGAUCAACCAGGCUGCAUAGUGGGUGGUGGUAGGAAAUGAGUCCCUUUACACUUUUUACAGAGUUUGUUGUUGGGCAUGAUGGACAGCAAACUUCCGGUUGUGCCCACCAGCAACCUCUGUAUAAAGUUUAAAAAGGGGGGGGCAAGCAAUUAAGGUUGCUUUGCUGGUGGGCGGAGAGAGGAAACAGGACACCAGAGUGACUUGGGUACUACAAGGGGGGGCCCAGCAGUCAUCUUGCACAGGGACCCUUCAAAGAUUGAGAACAGAAGAGAAGUGUACCCUGGCACCUUCUGUCAGGCAUGGGGGAAAAGGCUUCAUGUGUGUACGUGUACGUGUGCGCAUGUUCAUGUGCAUGGAAUUUUUCUCUUCCUGUUAUCACAGCCUGUUGCUUGUAAGCCACUGUGAGAAUAACUUGAUUGAAAGUUGGGGCAUAAAUCUUCUAAAUAAAUGGAAAGUAUUCAGCAACACUUCUGUCUCUUCAGUUCCUGCUGCACUAUUAAAUAUUUAUCCAUUCUUAUUUAGCUUUUUAUAAAAAGCUUUGCAGUGUCAAUAGUUGUGCUGCUUUUUUCCAGUCUUUCUCAAUAUUUACUCUAGUAAAAACACAUCACGUUGCAAGCAUUAGUGGAUAUAUGCCAGCAGACUACCUCUCCCUUCUGGUGUGUAAGGGACAUACUCACAUUUCUUUACAGUUUAUACAUCGUAUGGCGAGGUAGGGACUAUUACAAGACCCUGCAGUGUGUGGCCUUUUCUUUCUUUGGGUUGUAUUCAACCAUUAGCACAAAGACUUCCUUUUGUGCAAUAGAACUUCCCUCUCUCCCCCCUCCAAUCUGUUAUGGGGCUUUCCUCAACUCAGAACAGGUCUGUAGGUAGAAGAGAGAAGUUUCAUUGCUCAAGAAGUCAUCCUUCUGCUAACCAUAACCUCAUUAUUCUAUAUUUAUUUAUAUCCUGCCCUUUCCAUAACAGGCAGCUUGCAGAUAAAAUAAGAACAACUAAAAGCAGGGAUGAUGGUGAUGAUGGUGAUGAUAAAUUAAUAGAAAUCUAUCUAUCUAUCGAUCAUCUAUAUCUAAAGAUCUAUUAAAAUUAUACAAAUAAUUACAAUAAAACCAGCUAGGCACCCUUUCAUUAAAAGCAGAUUUCCCAAAAGCCUGUUGGAAUAAGAAAGUUCUCACUUGCCAGCAGAAAAAUGAAAAGGAGGGAGUCAGUCAAACUUCUCCAGAAAGGGAAUGCCAAAGUCUGAAAGCAGCCUCUGAGAAGGCCCUCUGUUGCAUCCCUACCAAGCAUGCCUGGGACAGUGGCAGGACCAAGAGAAUGGCCUCCCCAGAAGAACCUUGACAGGUUUGGAUGAGGUCCUUGCAUGCUGUGGCAUUACAUGAAAUACAGACAUGUACCUGAUACUUUCAAAACUUAUGAACUGUCCCUAGAUAAUAAGGGAUAGUUGGUCAGUUAUGGAACUGUUUUAAGUAGCAGUUUCAAGAGAGAACCUUUGGUGCUUGAUGCUUUGGGGUUUUCUAUAGAAUAUUCGUCAUACUUUUCUGACCUCUCCCCCUCUCCUUUUCUUCUUCCUUUCUUCCUUUCUCAUAGCAGGGAACAGGUAAAGUGGAUAGCUUGUGUGAGAAUGCUCCAUGUUCUUGUAGUAUUUCCAGGGCUUAAGCAUAACUUGAGCUUCUGUUUGAAUUAAAGAGACCAUUCUCUUUUGCCUGGUUAUUCAGUAGCAAAUACCGUAUUUUUUGCUCUAUAAUACUCACUUUUUCUCUCCUAAAAAGUAAGGGGAAAUGUGUGUGCGUCUUAUGGAGCGAAUGCAGGCUGCGCAGCUAUCCCAGAAGCCAGAACAGCAAGAGGGAUUGCUGCUUUCACUGCACAGCGAUCUCUCUUGCUGUUCUGGCUUCUGAGAUUCAGAAUAUUUUUUCCUUGUUUUCCUCCUCCAAAAACUAGGUGCGUCUUGUGGUCUGGUGCGUCUUAUAGAGCAAAAAAUACGGUACUUAGCUUCUAUACCAGGGGUGACCAACUCCCAAGAGACUGCGAUCUACUCACAGAAUUAAAAACUGGCAGUGAUCUACCCCCUUUUGGGGGAUUUAGGUCAAAUAGUUGUUAAGCUUUUUUUAGGGAGGGGGAAAGCCUAACCUCAAGGGAGAAAGUGGAACAGCCACUCAUCAACAGGUUGCUGAGUAAACUCCAUCUUCUGUUCUGCAGAUCGUGGAACAAUGGAGGGUGGAGUGACAGGACAGGGUCUGAUUCUAUUUUACCUACGCUAAGGAAAGGGAUCCAGCGAUCUACCAAAACCUCCUGGGGAUCUACCAGUACAUCGCAAUUGACCAGUUGGACAUUCGAGUGCCCUUCAUGUAUUAGAACAGAUUCCCUAUCAGGAGAAUCAGAUGUGUUCAGUGUAGUAAUUUUGAGGCUGUCCCAGAGUUUUCCUCAGAUCUUUCCUAGGGAGGAAGUAGUCAGUCAGUCAGUCAGUCAGUCACUGCACUCUCCAUGGCAUCAGAGGAACAAAUAUUUUACAAGUAGGAGUAAUUAGAGAAGAAUUCAUAGCUGCUUAUCAGGAAAACUGAAGCAUGUUGAGGGCUUGUGAUGCCCCUGCAGCUGCUUAUGUGAGCUAAAGUGCCUUUUAAGCCCGUACUGUCUCUUCAAAAUUGCCUGACUUUUGUUAGAUGUUUGAUUAAACUUCUACAAAGCAGAAAAUUGCUCAAAAGGAUUCACAGGAGUUCUGUGGUCUCUGUUGCCUUUAUCCUACUUUGUCCAUUUUGCCUGUAUUAACCUGAAUUUGAGUGUUAUUUCUCACUGUAUGACCAUUUCACAGGUAGUGCCCAUUUGCAAUAGUGUGUUUCAUGCCUUCCACAUCUUCCAGUGUUGCAUUAGACAAGAUAUAAAACAAACACCAACCCACAGACAUUUACUAGAUUUCAAGAUGAUGCAGCCUUUAAAUUAUUCUUAACAGCACACUCCCAUUUUUAUAAGCCUGCUUCUCAUAUAAACUGAUAGUUUAUUCUAGGGGUGUGUGCACAUACUCUUUUUACUGAGAUUGGUGUGAAAAAAAUAAGUUGACUGUCCCAUGGGAAAGUGAGUAGUGUUGACAGCUCUUGACAUAAAACAUUAUGGCACCUGGAUGGGGCCUUAGGGCUGAAACUUCUCAUGCCUAGGGGCAGGGCUUGCAGAAAAUGCUCUGCUCACCUGAGCAGUAGACCUGUUGCAUGUACAUACAAGUUCUGUGCAACAAGCAGUGCUGUGAAUGCAAGUUCCCCUAGAUCACUGUGCAAUCCAGACUACAACUUUUCAAGAAAGCAGGGAAGAAUUUCUCUGCAGAACAGAUAACACAACAAAAUGAGCCAAGCUACUUGGUGUGCGUCAAGUCACAUAUAUGGAUUAUAAGGCAAAGGGAUUUGUUGGAAAUCUAUAAAACUCACUUAGCAUAGACCUUAACUGGCACAGUUCAUUUUGGGUGGGUGAGCAAACUGUGGAUGUAGCUCCUGGCCAGAGGACUGAGGGGGCAUGACGGGGACUGCAGCCACAACUGGCUGUGCUAGGGGUGUGGGACCUAUCACAUGAUUGAUUGAUUCAGUCAAAUGAAUCUCAAAGUGGCUUACAACCAAUAAAUAACCAAAACAAAAUAAAACAUAAUAGCAUAUUGCAAAUACAGCAUACAUCAUAUAAAAUAAUUAACAAAUUAUCAAUAAAACAGUUUCAAUUUUUAAAAAAAUUAACAAAACAGCAACUAAAAAAUAAACUUCACAAUUACGGCAAGUCGUGUAAUUAACAAAUCAAUGCGGCAUUUAGAAUCUAUAAAAUGAUACUAAAAACAUUAACAAAAUAGCAACUAAAAAUAUAAGCUAAGCAGUAAGUUCAUUCACACAAUCUCUGCCAGCGGCGUAGCGUGGGUAGUCAGCACCCGGGGCAAGGCAAGUAAUUUGCGCCCCCUAACCCGGGGCAAGGCAAAUAAUUUGCGCCCCCUAACCCCUAACCUGCCACCGCUGCCAGCUUCUUCUUGCUGCUGCCUGGGCUGGUCUGGUGUGGUUCUCUCCCGCGCUCAGUGCUGCGCUGGGCGGCCGCUGCACUGUCCCUCCCCCAGAUAGUCCCUUGCUCUCUCUCCACACCGCACGCCUGGCACCCACCCCCUCCACAGUGGGCGGCGACCCAGCGGCUUGGAUCGGAUUCGCACAGCCAGCACUGCAGUGAGAGAGUGAGUGAGCCAGGUAGGGGCAGAGAGCUGCGAGUGCGAGCGCCCCCCCCGAUGUUGCGCCCGGUGCGGCCGGCCCCCCUGCACCCCCACGCUACGCCACUGAUCUCUGCACCCCCAUGACUCAUACCCUUUCCCCUUUAAACAAAAUAAAACUGUACAGCAAACCAACAAGACAAUACUAAUUGAAAUAAUGAGAGUUACAUUUAUACUAAAACUAAACUAAUCCCCAGCCCCGACAAAUGUCCAUCCCACCCACAAAGCGCAAAAAACAACAUUUAAAACACCAUAAAUUAACAAGUAUUUUAAACAUUUAAAAACUUUUAAAAACAUUUUUUACAUACUCAGAGUAAGUGUGGGUCCUGCACCCUAGGCCAUGUGAAAAUGGGCCUUGCAAGCAGGGAGCGGUCUUCCUUCCACACUCACAGCAGCAGCAAUGUCCCGGUGGCCUCCUAGGAGCCAUUUAGCUGAUCAGGGAGGGUAGGCUAACCAGCUAGAGAAUAAGAUCUAGCCAAAUAGCAUCUGUCCCUGCUUUUGGUCUUCCUUCUAGACCAUGGAAUUCUUGGUUCCUUGUUAUCUACCCACUCUCUGUAUGAUUCAUUCAAUUCAUUCAAGUUAAUUGUUGUGUCCUUUCUCUCCCAUAAAACAUACAUCUUGCAGGAUUAGAUCCUAAAGAAAGAAGCUAACCAGUCAUAUGAUACUGAGACUUGGCUUGUAUAGUGGCCGGAGUAUCCAACUAGGACCCAGAGGACCCAGGUUCAAAUUCCCAUUCAUCUAUAUUGCUCAAAAUGUGACCUUGGGCCAGUCACCAUCUCACAGCCUUACCUACCUCACAAGGUUGUUGCAAGGAUAAAUUGGGCAGGGAAACCACACACUGAGCUCUCUGAAGGAAAAACAGUAAUCUAGUGAAAUAAUGUACAGUAUCAACAUAUGGAGGUUGGGCAGGGAGGUGGAACAGACAUGGUCCACAAGGGUAUCAUCUCACUCAUCAGACACUUAGUCUAGCAGAGCAGCUUUAUUGUGUCUAUGUAUCUAGUGUUCUUGGGACAGAAUAGAGAUUUCUGUUUGUCUGUAAUUGAGCUCACAGAAAUGGUCCUGGACCCAGUGUUGGAAAUACCCUGAGUGUUAGUCCUGGAUGAGAUUUCAAAAUCCUUACUAUGGUUGCUUGUGGCUACUGUGACAACCAUGGGAUGUCCCACUGUGUUUCUGGCCCUAUGCAAGUUGCUGGUAAUAUAUCAAUAUGGAAUUCUGUAGCAGUCAAGAAAAGGGACAGUUUGUGAGUGGAAGACACCAAUCACAAACCUUUUGUGAUGGAUAGUUGUAACAGUGGGUUGGAAUGGAACUCUUAGGAUUGGCGAAAACCUUUGCAAAGAUAAGGGGCCAGCUAAAAUUUCUCUCCCCCAGAGGCUUGCUGCAUUCAGGAGGAUUCCAAACUCCCACUGGAGUUUCCAGCUGACCUGGCAAGCUCUCUUGCUCAAGAAGUUUAAAGAUGCUGAAUUGACCUAGUCAAGUGGCACAAGUAUUCUCUCUGGGACUGUGGUUUACUGCACAGCUGCUAGAAAUUAAGCAAGCGAAACAAUAGCUAGAGCACAGGAGGUAGAGAACCCAGAAUGAACCUGGCAGUUUUAAAGCAAUCUGGACAGAAAAGUGGUCCUGUUGCUGCAUUGUGUCUAAAGCAGGCUUCCUCAACCUCGGCCCUCCAGAUGUUUUGAGACUACAAUUCCCAUCAUUCCUGACCACUGGCCCUGCUAGCUAGGGAUCAUGGGAGUUGUAGGCAAAAAACAUCUGGAGGGCCAAGGUUGAGGAAGCCUGGUCUAAAGUAUUCUGUGCAACAUAACUUUUCAUACUGGUUCAUAGCCCCGGAUGAUUCCCUGCAGUCAUCAAUUAGUCCUCUGUGACUUAUUUGCAAGGCAUUUUGAGGAUAAAGUUCCUUAUCCCCCCUCCAAUAAGGGUUCCAUAUUAGCUGCAUAACCUUUUGCUUUAUUUUAAUAAAUUGUGCUCCCAAUUUUAUAAUCACUUUUGUCUAUAUCAGUUACCUUAAAAACAAAGUGCAUUUUUAAUUGAAAGCCCUCACACUUCUUCUUCUUUUAUGACUGGAUAUUAUCAGAAAUCCUCAUGCUUGGUAAUUUAUUAUUACUGUUCUACCUUUCAGGAUACAAAUCCUUCCAGGGUGGUGUAAAAGUAACGUUAAAAUACGUUAACAGCAGCAAUAUAUAAAAAAUCAUUGGGAUUGUUACCACAGGGCAGUUGGUGGUACAGUGGUGCCCCGCAAGACGAAUGCCUCGCAAGACGGAAAACCCGCUAGACGAAAGGGUUUUCUGUUUUGGAGGUGCUUCGCAAAACGAAUUUCCUAUGGGCUUGCUUCGCAAGACGAAAAUGUUCCUGUGGGGUUCCCCCCCCUUUUCCCAAGCCGCUAAGCCGCUUAUCAGCUGAUCCUAAGCCGCUAAGCCGCUUAACAGCUGAUCCGUUAAGCCGCUUAUCAGCUGAUCCGCUAAGCCGCUUAUCAGCUGAUCCGCUAAGCCGCUUAUCAGCUGAUCUGCUAAGCCGCUUAUCAGCUGAUCCGCUAAGCCCGCUAAGCCGCUAAUAGCGCUAAUCCGCUAAUCCGCUUGCUUCGCAAGACGGAAAAAACCGCAAGACGAAGAGACUCGCGGAACGGAUUCUUUUCGUCUUGCGAGGCACCACUGUACAUGGGUCCAAUGGGGAGAGAUCAGCUGGAGCAGGCUCAGGUCUUCCUCCUUCUCUUGGGAUCUUUCACAUGGUGGCAAAUGGCCCUGACUUCUGAAUCUAAAGGGGGAUGGAUGGUGCUAAAGGGUCUAUUGAUAGCUUCUUGCCCAAGGGCCUAAUAGAUAGAAGACUUCUUACAGAUUUCUCAGAGAAUGAAUUUUAAUGCAGUUGAAUGAAAGACUAGCCCUUUCCUUAAUGUCAUUAAAUAUUAAGACCUCCUUAAGAGCUUUCAGCAAGGAAACAAAUGGAACCUUAAAAUUUAACUGAUUGUUAAUUUAAUUUAUAUUAUAGGUUUUAAUCACAUUGAGUCUUAUUUUUUAAAUUAAUUGAAACAAGAUGUUUUUUAUUGAUUGGCUACAAAAAUUAAAAUGAAGUGCUACAUUUGUAGCUUCAUCUAGCCUGAGAAUACAAAACUGCACAGAUUUGUUUAUGUCAUUAUGUUGUUUGACAUACAUCUGUUCUGCUUCUUAACACACAAAAUAUUUUUCAAAACAUGUUUUGUUUACUAGAUAAUUAACAUUUUCCACAUGAUGCUGUGUCAUGCUGGGGCAUUAGAUUCAUUUAUAAUAUUGCAAGAGAGAGAAUUUGGGAAACAUUAGUUUAAAUUGUAAGUUGUGUGGGCACAUUAUUACAACCCCCCCAAUUGCUUUUAGCAACAUAGCAAGCAUUUAUUUCUUAUACCAGUACAUUGGAUAAUGCAACACCUGUUCAUUGUAAGUAUAUGAAACUUUGGAACAAUAGUUAAAGUGUGUCCAAUUUUCCAUCUAAACUUCUGGGAUGAAUUGUCAAUAUCUUUGAGGACAUAGAUUCCAUGGACAUGAUAUUGACAUGAUAGAUCUCCACAAUGCACCCUGCAGUAAGAACAAGAACAGACUUUAUUCUUUUUCAUUAUUUUUAUGUCUAUACUCGUAUUUCUGUUGUAUAUUGUUAUAAUAAUAAAAAUGCACUUACUGGCAUGAACUGGUGGGACCAUUUGGGGACCCCUUGACUUGAUGCUGGUUGGGGAGCCUGUAACCUCCCGAUGCUGAGUUCUACUCCCAUUAUCCCUCACCAUUUGCAAUGUUGGCAGGGGCUGAUGGAAGCUAGAGUCGAACAACCUCUAAAGGGAAGCAGGUUCCUCAUCUCUGUCUUAAUAUGCUUUCCAAAGGCUAUAGUCCUAAAAUUCUGCCUUCAAGCGCUCUCCCCAAUUUUCCUCUUCCUUGUCAUACCACUUGUCUAUUGCUGUUCCAAACACAGCAGAAAAUGGUUUGUUGUAGCAGCUGUCCAGUUAGGGUUGCUUUCUUCCACAGCAAACAGCUCUGCUUUGGCUGCCAUGCCUCUGAUCUUGAGUCUUGCCAUAUUCUCAUCAUAUUUUUUUUGGACAGGGUUCGCUAUUGUUUCCCAUGAGAGUGUGAAUGAAGCCUAAUCAAGAGUGAUUUUAUCAAAUUCAAAUGUGGCCUUUAAAAUACAUUUAUAUUUGCAAGGGAAAAUCUCACAGAAACAAGCCAUAAGACAAAUGCUCAUCUGAGUUAGUCCAUAUCAGGCUUCCAAGCAAUAAGGAAUACUUUACUACAUGACAUAAAAAUGGGCAUUUGUACCCACAUAUAUAACAUUUAAAUGAAAGGAGAGCUAGAUUGCUUUGGAGUAUCACAUAGUUUCUUGGUGUGAGUUCCUACUUGUUUCUUUAGCCCCAUUGAAUUUAAUAGGACUUCCUUUUGAGUUGUUAGUAAUUAGGAUUGCACUGUUAAGUAUCGUCCCCCCCACUAUGUGCUAUUGCUUGGUAGGUGCCCUUUUAAAGUACUCUUGCACCAUGUUCUUGAUUGAAAAGUAAUUCACUCUGGUUAUGCACCACAACAGCAAAAGUGGCAUCCUGUUAUCGUGUUACAAGCAAGUGGAAUGCCAAACAAGCACAUUAUGAGAGAUGGAGAACAAAACUGUCUAGCUUUUUCCGUUUGCUAUGUUGUCACUAGGCAGCAGCACAUAGUAGAUGGGUUUUUAAAAGAGCAUUAAUGUCAAUUUUCACAGUGAAAGAUUAAAUGCUUACAUGCAUCAUCUGAUAAUUGGCUGGCUAAAUCCUACCCUUGUUUCAUAGACUUAACAUGGUACAUAUUAACUGGGUCACUUUGUUGUUUAUGAAAUAAUUGUUAAAUUAUCUAACCCGGUUAGAAAUAUCCAAGAAAGCUUGGAGCACCUCAGCAACCCGGUGCCCAAACAACCCCUGGCUUCCCAGCCUGACUGCAGGUUUAGAAAAAGGGGGUAGGGUUUAUCCCUCAAUUGCACUGGGCUUUGAACAGGAGCUUGUUUGUGUUGUGCUAAUAGGACAGAACAAGAUAUUUUAAUUUCUGUUUCAAUGGGUCUUCUGUACCACAUAAGAAAGGAACUACUUGUUUAUUAUACCAGAUAGGACAAGUUUAGAAACUUUAGGAGUUUGAAACAAUUGUUUGUUGGUUGUUUUUUUCAGAAGACCUGUAACAUUAUAUUCUUCGUGCUCUGAUUAAGAAACAUCCUUUUUUGUUGAAGUAAUCUGAUCUGGAUAGAGUCUAAACCGUUAUAGCUUGCCCCACAUAUUUCCUUGGCCUCUCUCAGCCAUGCUACUGCAGAGGUGUGUAACUUCUAGGAAACUGAGUGGGAAGAGAUUUGAGAAGCUGGCAGAAAGGUGACUCAGUACCCUUGUCAGAAGCUUGCUCCUCAAAAUAUUUUGAAUCUUACUGCUCUGUUAAUUCAGUAAGUGGCAGCAGUUAGCAAUUCAUUAUUGUCCCAGUGGUAAAUCUUGGAUGCUUAAGGCACCAUUUAAUUUUUUUUUUAAUUGACUUGCCUAGUGACUCUAGGGUACUAGGAUAAGUACUCACAUAAGCCCCAGAUACAGACAUCUUCCUUCCGAGAGAUGUUAUUUAAGAAACUUGUUUACUCUCAUCUCUCAUUUGUGGCUUCAAUUUAGAUCAGUGUUGUUUUAAAUAGAUUUUAGUUGGCUGAUUGACACAGUAUUCAAGAGUCCUUUUUUCACUAAUGCCCCCCAAACUUUGAUUUGCAUGUGGAGUAACUUCAUAUAGGUGAAGGUGAGAAUGGAUUUCUGUACACAUACACUUUCAAAAAAGAUGUUCUUAAAGAUUGAGAAGACCCUCUGAAAUAGAAUGGGAUAUGGCAGUAGACAUUUUUUUGGGGGGGUGUUUUUAUUUUUGCAAAUUUAGGUACUCUGACUUGGCAUAAAUAUAAAUAUUUGCCUGUAAGGCAAAGUCACCAUUGGAUAUAAUCACUUUCAUAUUCUGCUGCUCUUAUUGCUGAUACUUUGCAAUAAAGGAAUUUGUUUUGCUUCUGUUAAACUGAAAUAAUUAGUUUGGAAUCCACAAUGUAAUUCUAUUUUUUUUUUCUUUUGCCACAAUAGAAUUAAUUCAUAUAGUUAUAGAUAACGUGGCUAUAUUUUAAGGCUGUAUAAAUGAGUAGUUGUCACUGAAUUCAUUGCAUUAAGUGCUUCUGGAUUGGCUUUUGAGUUUGAGCAAAGACUGGGACUGGCAUUGGAAUAGGUCUUGGAUAUUAUUCAGUGUUUAGGAAUGUUGGAGAACUGGUUUGUUCUUAUUCUUUGUACUUGCAUGCCCUAAAGGAGCAUAGAUGAAUAGUUAGGGCACUAAAGGAAUAAUUCUUCUGCAAAAUCUGAAUUAUGCUUUCUUACUUCAUAGGGAUGUGGAGACUUAAUUAAUAUUUUGUAAAAUCUGAUCUUCAGAUAAUGAAAUGAAAGAGCAAAAUACCCAUUAGGAUGACUGAAGCUUGCAUUGGAACACACAUUUGUAUUUUUUUCUGGACUGUGUUCAUUAUAUUCGAAUAAGAAACAUGCUAUAUAAUGGAGGUCCAGGAAGCAAAGGCAGUCUCCAAAUGCUUUUCAUUUGGUCCCCAACAAUAGCCCCCAUCUGAAAAACUAAUGGACACACCAUUUUGUUCUACCAACACUUUUAUCCUAUAUCAACAGAAAGUAAGACACUGGCAAAAGGCUUUUUAAAAUACACACACCCAUGUGAACAGCAAGAGACUUUAUAGUAGAACUCUCCUCUUAGUGUGUAGUUUAGGUGCUCACUCCCAUGUGUAAGCCAAGACACAAGACAGUAGUGGUAAACAGCUGUAGGUUGUCUGUAGCCUGUCCUCUCUGCUGCGGUAUAACCCUAUGCAAGCUGAUAUCCCAAGUGUUCUGACUGUUUAUCCUGCUUGAAUUAAGAAUUCCCUAACAGGGAGGAAGUUUUCUCUCCUCUCUCCACCUCCACCGUUUAGUUCCGCAAACAGAUUAUUUUCUUCAUGGGUUUUUCACUUUUAUUUGCUGAUUUUUUGCACAUCUGGAAGAAUGCGCUGCCUGAAUUAAAAACAUCUAGGUAACAAGCGACACUGGGAAAUAAAAAAAUAAACCUUUGAAAGAAUCUUAAUCUUCAUCAUAAUGAACUGAAUUUUCUGUCUGCCAUCUCUUCCAUGUUCAACAGUGAUUUAGGAACCAUAUCUAUAAUACUGAAUAGAAAACUAUCAUUUGUAAUUAUUUAUCCAGAAUAGAGCUAGGUAAAUAACUGGCUACUUUGAGAUUUCUCUGAGCAUGUGUGUAGCAAGAGAUACUAUAGCCCAGCCAUAGGCAAACUCCGGCCUUCUAGAUGUUUUGGAACUACAAUUCCCAUCAUCCCUAGCUAACAGGACCAGUGGUCAGGGAUGAUAGGAAUUGUAGUCUCAAAACAUCUGGAGGGCCAGAGUUUGCCUAUGCCUGUUAUAGUCUCAUCAUAUAAAGCUAUGUGUAAUGUCUUAAAAUAUGCAAGUUUCCUGUUCUAGGAGUAUCUCUAAACCUGACCAUGGUAAUGCUUCUUAGCUGCAAUGGUUAGAUUCUGGUUGGGAUUUUGUUUUGCUUUGUUUUGACUCUGGUCCCGAGUUUCUGGUAGGAGGUGAGGCAAUGCUAAUCUUGGCAGAAGAGAACAAAACCAAGUGAGUAAUUAAGUGAUGCAAGCCUUUGAUUAUUUUUCUCUCUCCCCUCUCUCUCUCUGGCACAGCUAGGCAUUCCAUUUGCAAGAGAAGGAACACUAGAAGAAACUGCUCAAGUUCUACGCAGGACGUUAAAAGAACUUCAGGAAGACCUUUUUCUGCUCGGAUUAAAGAACAUUAUUCUUGA